AUGCCCUCCCACAUACCCAUAUCGUAUGCACUGGUCGCCACAGCGCCCCAGGACCUUGGUGAAGCGCAGGUAAGCGGCGUCUGGGCCUCCCGGCCGGAGCACCGCGUCCGCCUCCCAGGCCUCACCCUCCCAUGCCGCCGGUCCCUCCUCGCUGUCAGACUGGGGGCCAGGCACCGAGUUGCCAUGCCCUUGCUGCCUCGCCUGCCCUGCCGCGCCGUCCUCCUCGCACACCAGGUAGAAACAAGGAAGCUGGGCACUGGGCUGAACGCCACAUCCUGUGCCCGAGGUGGCAGGCUCUGUGUCAGGGUCGCCCGGUCUCGGGAGCGGAGCAGCGACCCGGUCAGCACGAGCAGCAGAAGCACCCGCUGGCGCUUCCUCGCGGGAGUCGAGGGCAGCGCUACUCUUUUCGUGGGGCGGCCCGUGUGCCAUGUCAGAUGGGGCUCUCGCCUUCCUCUCGGCCUCCAGAGCAUCCAGGGACGCAUCCAGGUCGUCAAAGUUGAAGGGGUCGUCUUCCUCAUUGGCUUCUCCGUGUCCCGCUGUCGACGCUGCACCCCAAUCAAUGGCUGCUGGUACUGCGGCGGCGGGCAUGGGAGGGCCAGUCUGUCGCACCGAGAUUGUCCCAGAUCCACCAGCUUCAUGCUGCUCCGGGAUGCUCUGACACCGAAGUGCCCUCCAGGUUCCAUGUGGACCUCCAGAAUUCUUUUCAAGGCAACAGAAGAGCAGGAGUUGUCGCUCCGUCACAGCUCUGCCAGCUUGAGCCACGGUCAGAGGGGCGUACACCUGUGUGGGGAUAGUCUGAAGCGCUUACAUCUACAAACUAGCUAUGUACCCUUUAAAGGCUCAGAGCUGUUGCAAUAUCGUGCGUGUCUGUGUCCAGCGCCAAGCAGCACCUGGCAAAACAGUGUCUCAGGCGGACUGGGCGAAGAACUGGUGGUGGCGGUCACCUGGACCCCUGGCAAGGGCCUUUCCACGCCACCCAUGAACGUAGAGUAUGCAUCGGUGGAGUAG
Molecule: messenger RNA, 1008 nt
Organism: Auxenochlorella protothecoides
Lineage: Eukaryota; Viridiplantae; Chlorophyta; Trebouxiophyceae; Chlorellales; Chlorellaceae
Exons: 1
Coding region: 1-1008 (335 amino acids)
Source: RefSeq, a predicted model, not a curated record